Messenger RNA from Drepanopeziza brunnea f. sp. 'multigermtubi' MB_m1, 3390 nucleotides. RefSeq lists its product as uncharacterized. Gene Ontology annotation, biological process: Golgi to vacuole transport; retrograde transport, endosome to Golgi. Gene Ontology annotation, cellular component: GARP complex. Lineage: Eukaryota; Fungi; Ascomycota; Leotiomycetes; Helotiales; Drepanopezizaceae. Gene Ontology annotation, molecular function: syntaxin binding. The record is from RefSeq and is a predicted model, not a curated record.
AUGGCAUCCCCGGCGCCCCGGCCUUCAUUCGAAAGUUCCUCCCCCAUAUCGCCCACUCGCACGAGAAACGAUUAUCCCUUUCCCAGUCUGAGGCCGGGCUCUAGUGGGAGAUUCCAGCGCCGGAGAGGUUCCACGGCCAGCUCGAUACAUUCAAUCGCGGGUUCUAUAGGGGGAUCAUUAGACACGGCAUUGCAUUUGCAUGGUCUGGUUGAGUCCAGUCAAAAUGCUAUAUCGACCCUCCUUCAACCACCCAUAGUCCGAACAGGGCUUAUUCCCCACACAUCUGCUCCAGCUUCGAGUGCACAUAAACCGCCGACCACUCGAGACAUUCCUCCCGUCACUCUUACGAACAUUCCCCAUGUCGACCCGUCCGAAUUCAAGUCGUAUCUUACUCAAGUGGGGGGGCUGUAUGAAGCACUACAACGCGCUAAAGAGAAUGAGGACGAAGAUCCGACCCAGAUACUUCGAAAAGGCAAAAAGGGCGACGAAUUCGCAGACCUCCUUGAUCAAGGCCGAAAAGCAAUAAGUCGGCCGAAUCUCUCUCGCAAAGCUUCACUAGCCUCUCUAGCUUCUUCCAUCGAGACACCGUCCAUACGAAGAAGGUCGAGUGGGGGAGCAGGCAGAAGAGCGCACGCGAUUACACCUCUCUCUACAAUACCUAAUGUUUAUUUCGAAGAAGACUUCCAUCUCGAAAAUCCUCGCACAUUUGAUGUUGUCAGUGAAAGGUCCGAAGUCGUCAAGCCCACAGCGGGAUCGCCAGACCAGCGGAGAACCUCCAACGCGAAUGGGAGUACGCUGAACCCAAGAAAGGCUUUAGCGACCAACGCUAUUCUGCAGGAAAAGCUAUCUUGGUACAUGGAUACAAUCGAGGUGCAUCUCAUCUCGUCGAUAUCAACUGCAUCGACAUCUUUUUUCGCUGCUUUGGGGUCUUUACGUGAACUUCAUUCUGAGGCAGCCGAGUCUGUAGAUCGCAUCAAGACGCUGCGAACAGAGUUGGCAAAUUUGGAUCAGGAAAUGGCCGUAGGGGGUCUCAGGAUCGUGAAGAAGAGGCGAAGGAGGGAAAAUCUCAAAAAGCUAAGUGAUGCGGUUCAGCAGCUGAAGCGAGUUGUGGAAGCCGUUGCGACCUGCGAAUCUCUUGUAGACGAGGGUGAGAUGGAAAAUGCGCUAGACGAACUAGAUGGCUUAGAAAGGCUAAUCGCAGGCGAGAGCAAAAAAACCGAUAUCCAGCUUCGGGAUCUCAGAGGCGCGACAGCUUUGAAAGGGGUCAAUACUGACCUCGAUUCUUUAAGAUUACGAAUUGGGAGGGCUUACGAGACCAGAUUUUUGAAUGCUUUGAUGGGUGACCUCAGGCAUCAUGUUGAGUCUGUUUCGACUGCUGACACUUUACAACGCUGGAGCAGCUCCUCACAGCGCGUUAGAGGUAACCUUAUCCGAGAGCCAUCUGCAUAUCCAGCGUACUUGGCGAUGGGCGAGCAGUUCAGAACGGAGCUAUUGUCAAAUCUGAGUGGCUUGCAUCGGGCUCGCCAUAUAACUCCCGCCGCCACUGCUUUCCGCGAGUCGGUUUUACGAGAGGUCAGAAACAUCAUUAGGCGACCGAUGCCUGCGUCAAAUGAUGAUGAUGCGGUAUCAAUCAUGUCUGCGUCCACCGUUGGGGGAGGAAGGCAGAAGAAUGCGCAAGACAAGUCAAUUAUGCUAGCGAGGAAUCUUCGGGCAUUGGAUCCCGAAGAUGCUGAAGAACUUCUGAAGAAGACAUAUAUCGGCGUUGGCGAGACUCUGAGGAGAUUAGGGGCGCAAGUCAAGGUCUUGUUAGACGUGACCAGCACUCUCGGAGAACCGCCCUCUGAGUUGAUGUCUCCUAGGUCUCCCAAAUCACCUCCGAGAAGUCCAAAUAUGGUUGCAAUCGAUGGCCGGUUGAACUCGGGUCGUCUAAGAGCAAGCUCUGUCGUGGAUAUCCAGGAAGAAAUGCACCUGACACUCGACAUGUCCAAUCUUCUUGGCCAGGCAGUCGAUAUCGCUCAAGAGAAGAUCGUCAAAGUUCUGAGGGUAAGGUCCGCGCAGAGCACGCAUUUAUCUGUGGAUAACUUUCUUCGUUACUUUACACUAAAUCUGCUCUUCGCCAAUGAGUGCGAAGCGGUAUCUGGGCGCGGUGGAACGGCCCUAAAGAAUGUUGUCAAUGGGCACAUCAAAGAUUUCGUGCAAAACAUGAGUGAAUCUGAACGUCAAGCAUUGGCUACAGGAAUGGAAGCGGACCCUUGGAAUGCCAGCGACUUCACCGAUGCCGACAAGGAGGAGUUGACUCGGAUACUGUCUGCUAGCACCGAAGAUGCUGAAGCCUGGAUCUCAGGAAGCAAAAUUUGGCUUCCUCCUGCUAGUCAAUCACCGCCGAGCACUCUUGCAAGCAUGCUUGUAGGACAGGUUAACGGUGAUUCUGGAACUUCAACACCCCCCGGGGCUUCUUCCAAAGUCACCAACCGAUCCGCCGUUAUUGAAAGUGAAACGUUUAUUCUCCCAAUCUCCGCUAUCCUUUGUCUCCACGGACUCUCAUCCUUCCUCCACCUGAACACCGGCAUUCCCUCAAUGACGACCGAAAUAGCAAGCUCUAUUCUCUCCUACCUCACACUCUUUAACUCCCGCUGCACCCAACUCAUUCUCGGCGCCGGCGCAACCCGCUCCGCCGGCCUCAAAAACAUUACCACCAAACACCUCGCUCUCGCCGCUCAAGCCCUAUCCUUCAUCAGCAGCCUCAUUCCUCAUGUUCGCGAAUUUGUUCGCCGCCAUGCCGGCUCCGGCUCCGCCGUCUCCUCCCUCAUGGCCGAGUUUGAUAAGGUCCGCCGUGCCUACCUCGAACACCAGCAGUCCAUCUACGACAAACUCGUUGAUAUUAUGGCUGGUCGUUCAGCAUCUCACGCUAAAGCAAUGAAGCUGAUAAACUGGGAGUCGGCUGAUGACGGGGCCGUGAACAAAUAUAUGGAGACGCUGACGAAAGAAACGAUUACGCUGCAUCGGGUGAUGAGCAAGCAUUUGCCGGACAUGGCGGUCAAGAUGAUUAUGGAACCUGUGUUUAAAGGUUAUAUGGAGCAAUGGGGGAAGGCCUUUGGGGAUGUAGUGCUGGGAAGUGAGGGUGCGCAAGCUAGGAUGCUCCGUGACGCGGAAUCGUUCAAAUCCAAAAUUGGAGGUCUGGACGGUGCAAGCGAUGUAGGAGACCGCCUCGUCAACCUCGUCAAGAGCAAAAAUGUACCGAAAGCUAAACCCCCCACGCCGCCUCCUCCGGCAACAGCAGAGGAACAAGAGACAAUGACGAAUGGAAAGAGUACUACCGAGGUGCCACCCGAUUCUGAGGAAGUGGCUGAGUUGGAGAAGCCUCGAACGAGCGGGGAGACGAAAACCUGA